Microplitis demolitor is the source of this 4005-nucleotide messenger RNA. Its product is annotated as location of vulva defective 1. Bases 385 to 1917 code for a protein of 510 amino acids. The record is from RefSeq and is a predicted model, not a curated record. Lineage: Eukaryota; Metazoa; Arthropoda; Insecta; Hymenoptera; Braconidae. The transcript has 7 exons.
UUCAAAAUAUUUUAUUUUUAUAAUUCGUCGACUUUACAAAGAUUUAAAAAUUAUUAGACGUCGGCUAACUUCAGUAUCAUAAUUUAAAACUUUUCCCGCUACAUUCAAAAUUGAGCGCAUGUGCAUAAAAUGCAUGCUACCAACAAAAAAAAACUAUAUUCUUUCUUAAAACCAUUUUCUUUCUUCGAGUAACAGACAACUUCGUGAAGUCCAUACUCAAAUAAUACAUAUAAUUUGUUAAUAAAUGGCAAUGGCGUUAGUCAUGAUCGUUAUCAAAAGGUGAUUGUCACUGGUACACAGAAUUGCGAGUAAAAGUUUAUUUUAAAUUUAAAAUUAAUCCAAGAAAAAAAAAUAAUAAUAAAUGUGAUACGUGAGUUAUUGAAUAUGAGGAGUGUUAAUUUUUUAAAUGUCAUUACGACAAUUUAUUGUUUAACAUGGCAAGGUACAGCCUACGGUGGUUAUGUCAAAUUGACCCACGAUGGACCAACAGUACAAGGUGGUAUUAUAACUUUUCAAGCAGAUCUUUAUUACAGUGACGGUACCAGACCUUCUGGUACAUUUGUUUACAUAUGGAGAGAUGACGCAGUCCCAUCUCACCGAUAUGAGUCACCGAUAACGUCAAAUACCACAAAUAUUUGGAGCGUACAAUAUCCAGCAGAGUUAUAUCCAGUUGGAGAAUAUACUGUUGAAGUUAAAGUAGAACGUAAAGUAUUUCUUUUCUGGCCGGAAAUUACAAGUCAGCAUCGAACGUUUGAAAUAACUCCUCUCCUUAAUGGUAAUAUAACAAUAAAACAAUCUAAUAACACCCUGACAAGUGAAUAUGUAUCGUCCGACUCAGAAGCGGAAGUAGUGAUUAAAUUACGUAAAGGCGACAUUGAUUAUAUUGAAGCGAAUGCUACUGAGAUAACUACUUUUUGGUUUGUCGACUGCAAAUAUUAUGGGCAAAGUAAUGAUUAUACUUUUCAUUAUAACUUUACAAAGCCAGAAACUGUGGCGUCAUUAGAAGCACUGGUGGUUGCUUCGUAUGAUCCUCCUACGACUAUUCCACAUCCGACAACAACACCAGCAACAACAACAACAACAACUACCUCAGCACCACCUUCAAAUGGAACCAUUCCUUCAAAUAGUACUACCAGUAACACGACCACGACUACGACUACUCCUAAACCAAUCACGACAACACUUAAACCAGCAGUGACAACUCCAAGCACGAACUCCUCGACAACUCCGUCAACCGACGGGUCUAGUAUUGACUAUAAAAAUAUUUCAUUGCCAUACGUUUGUGUAAAUACGUCCUUAGUAUCGCCGGAUCCUAAGAAAACAUACGGAUAUUUUCAGAGAGAAAUUAAAGUCAGAGCUCCGAUUAAAAAUAUAACUGUUGAAGGAACUAAUUGGAUAAAGCCAUGGGAUCUAUUGUCUUUAAAUGUCACGUGUCAUGGAUCUGGUCCCUUUUAUAAAUGUCUUGAGUACCAUCGCGGCAAUUAUAAUAUAACUGGGAAUGAAACAUGCGAUAACGGCGAACUGCUUAACUCUUGUAAUUUUUCCAUAAGUCAUUAUUUCUUAGAUCCUAAUGUUUAUACAAUAAUAAUGAUACUUAAGAAUGACGUCAGUGUGCACGUUUAUCCAUUAACUAUUAACAUUUAUGAAGUUACGACAAAAGCUCAGUUAUCGGUAAUUGUCGUACCAGUAUCCUGUACACUGGCUGCUGUGGUAUUAAUAGUAUUUGGUAUCGCAUAUUAUCUACAAAGUCGAGCACGUUUUAAUGUUGAAGUUGCAGACUUUGAUUUCGGUCAAAGUAAUCCAGAAAUGGAGUACAAGACAUUCACUGAACGUCUACGUGAUUCGUUUAAUAGCACCGUAAGCGAUGGAUACCAAAAAUUAAAAAUAACAUCACCCUAUUAUGGGAGCAUGAACUGAUGGAAAUUAUUUUAACAUCAUAAUUAACGCAUGAGGUUACAAGCAGUUGGGUGAUCCAAAAACUAUGCAAAAUUAAAUCCAAGAUUUAAUUCAAAACCUCAAGACAAAGAUGUUAUUUUAAAGAAGCAAAGAUUAUUUACACAUAGAUUUAUAUUAUAUUACACUAUAACAGUCGACGAAAUGUUUAUUUUAUAUUUUUCCAUGAAUUUACAUUAACUGACCCAUAUGAAAAAACAUCGUUCUAAAAAAGUUUAUGACAGUGAACUUACAAAUUUGAGGCCAUUCUGAACUUUGAGUUGAUCAUUUUUAGAACUUUCAAAAAAUUGAAUAUAAAAAUUUACCUCCAGUCCUCGUUCUUACAAAGAGCCAAAAAACUUUCAUAAUUCAUUUUAAUUUUUGCUUAAAAAUUUAAAAAAAAGUACCUGGAAAGUACUCACCUAAGUAGCACAGAGACAACUUUAAGAUGUCUUUCGAAAGGACAGCAAAUUUUACUUUCUUUCUAAGCCAAGUUUUCUUAAAUAAAUAAAACGUACAGAUGUCGGUUCUAUACUGGGAGAAUUAUUUAAUAAAUUUUACUGGUUAAUUGUGAGUAAAACUGAGCCAGGAUAAAUGAUUACUCUGCUGUUUCUAAAUAGUCUUCAACUAUAGACUUAAAAAAACUCAACUUUGGGUAAUUUUUAAAUAAAGAAGAGUAAAAAAUAAAACAAAAGGAAUUAGUUUUUAUUAGUCCCUUAAUUAUUUUGUUUUAUGGCCUAGGUUUGCUCUAAAUUGUAGGGUAAAUUUUAUCCAAAAAUUCUUUCCAUGUAGAAGUCAGAAGAUUUUUAUUUCCCGUCUUAAAAAAGUCAUUUCAAUUAAAAAAUUGUUAAGUCUUUUAAGCAGAUAUUUUUUCGGUGACAUAAAUUUUUGAUUUUGUCACCAUUUUGGUGCCUUAUCAAUAGCUCAAAAAACUGUUAUAGAUGUCACAAAUCCAAGUGCACUUUCGGUUAGUUGAAAGCUUAUUUACUCUUUAAUAUUUUCAAAGUUUAAAAAUAGAUCAACUCAAAAUUCAGAAUCGUCUUAAAUAUGGAAGCUCACAUUAAUAUUUUAUGAAAAUUUUUUGAACGAAUUUUUUUACACGGGGAAUCUCUAUUCCAAUGAAACAUUAUUAAUGACAUUUACUUUUAAUAUUAUAUUUAUAUUUUUAAAAAACACUGUUGUAAUGUUUCGUAGGCUGUGAAUUUAAUUCGAUUGCGUUACGAUUUACAUUAGAAGAAACAAACCUGGCGGAUUCCAAAUACAGUUAAUUACGAUAAUUACCGUAAUUUACUGCAUUUUUAUCGUUAAAUCGGUAUUUCUACGACAAAUUUCCCGCAUUUUACGCUAAUUUAUGGCAUUUUUACCGAGUAUACUGUAUGCUUUUUUAUUUUAACAGUGCAAUACUGUACUUUAUAUUAAAAUACCGUAGGAUUGCCGAAAUUAGCCGGUAAAUUCUGAUCCUGAAGUUAAUAGACAAUUAGUAAUUUUCGAAUUUUUUUUUUCAACAAAUCAAUUAUUAAAAAAAAAAAAACUAAAAAUAUGCACAUGGAGAAAAUUUAAAAAUCUGCAGGUGCAAUUUUUUCAAAUAUUUAAUUUUUUAUGAUUUAUUACUUAAAAAAAAAUCUCAAAAUUAUUCGACGUCAGCUAACUUCAGUAUCAUGGCAAAUUACCGGUUGUUCACCGCAAAUUUACUGUAAAAUGCCUUAAUUACCGCAAAAUGCUGCAAUUCACCGUAAAAUGGAAUUUUUCCCACUACCGUUCAUUACGGUAAUUACUGUAAUUUGAAUCCACCAGGGAAAAAAUUUUUACGCUUUCAUCAUCGUCUACAAUAAUAGAAUUUUUUUUAAAAAACUGAUUAUAAUUAUGAAUUUUUUUUUAAAUAUAAUUUUUAAUUACAGAGUAAUAUAUAAUUUUUUUAAGACGUAUUGGUAUUAUGAAGACGUAAUAACAAUAAAAUAAUUGUAAUAAUGCUUCACUUGUGUACAUAAGUCCAGUAUUGAAGUAAAAAAAAAAGGUGUUGAAAUAUUUAACAUGUAUUGUAUAUAGAUAAAUAAACGUAAUUAUUUAAUUAUA